AUGAGAGCAGCUCAGAGUCGACAAAAGAGUUAUGAAGAUAAUGGUCAUUGCCAAUUAGAGUUUGAGCUUGGGGAUAAGGUAUUCUUAAGGAUUGCACCGAUGAAAAGGGUCAUGAGAUAUGCAAAGAAGGACAAGUUGAGUCCUAGAUCUGUCGGGCCCUUUGAGAUUCUAAAUCGGAUUGGCCCAAUGGCUUACAGGGUGGCCCUACCACCAGCACUUUCAAAGGUACACGACGUAUUUCACGUAUCUAUGCUGAGGAAGUAUAUGUCCGAUCCCACCCCACUGAUUGACUAUGAACCACUUCAACUUUAG
Molecule: messenger RNA, 312 nt
Organism: Juglans microcarpa x Juglans regia
Lineage: Eukaryota; Viridiplantae; Streptophyta; Magnoliopsida; Fagales; Juglandaceae
Exons: 1
Coding region: 1-312 (103 amino acids)
Source: RefSeq, a predicted model, not a curated record